Molecule: messenger RNA, 1795 nt
Organism: Nematostella vectensis (starlet sea anemone)
Lineage: Eukaryota; Metazoa; Cnidaria; Anthozoa; Actiniaria; Edwardsiidae
Product: transcription factor SOX-9
Exons: 1
Coding region: 107-1303 (398 amino acids)
Biological process (GO): regulation of transcription by RNA polymerase II
Cellular component (GO): nucleus
Molecular function (GO): DNA-binding transcription factor activity, RNA polymerase II-specific; RNA polymerase II cis-regulatory region sequence-specific DNA binding
Source: RefSeq, a predicted model, not a curated record
UCUCUGUUUGUAUAAUUAUAUACCAAUAGUAUCACUUGGCACCAAGUUCGAUUUUCAAAAGGAGAAGAAUUUCGUCGAGUGCAGACAACUUUUGACAGCCUCCGCAAUGGACAAGAAAGUAACGGAACAACAAGUACAAGCGGUACUAGGCCUCGAUACGGAUGGAUCACAAGUUCGCAACCAUCAGCUGAGCAACGCGAUCGCCUCGGCCGUCAACCAUGUACUAGAUGGAUAUGACUGGAGCCUGAUCCCAUUGCCUGUGAGGGUGAAUGGAAUUAAAACUCAAAAGCCGCAUGUGAAACGACCGAUGAACGCCUUUAUGGUGUGGGCGCAGGCAGCGAGGAGAAAACUAGCCGAUCAAUAUCCUCACCUCCACAAUGCUGAACUUAGCAAAACACUAGGAAAACUAUGGAAAUUACUAAACGAUUCGGAGAAGAAACCUUUUAUCGAGGAAGCAGAGAGGUUAAGAAUCAAACAUAAGCGUGAGCACCCAGACUAUAAAUACCAACCGAGACGAAAAAAACAGAAAGGCAAUGGAAACGGGGAUGCCGGAGAUGCGACCAUUUCUGCGGAUGAUCUCCUUAAAGUUUUAAAGGGCGACAGCAAAUUAGUUCCUAAUAAUGGGGAUGCGAGUGCAAGUUGCGCCAGCCCUGAGAGCGUGAGUGAUGGAGAAGUCAGCAGCUCGGAAUCCUGCUCUGUCCCAAGCCCCGAGACACCGACUGCCGUUCCCGUCAAGAACGAAGAUGUUAAAAACGACGAGGCGCUCUCAGCCCAGCCAGGCUUUCCAUCCUGUUCCAAGAAGGACGAUUCUAAUAGCCACGCUAUUGAUUUUGACGUUGGUGAUCUAACCACCGAUUUAAUGGCAAUGGGAGAUGUCGACUCGACAGAAUUCGAUCAAUAUUUGCCGACCUACUCACAAGCAUUGCUGGAUUCAACCCUCACUAAAGCUAUCAAUACGACACAGAUAAACACUCAGUCGCUUUCAAACUCUCGUUUUACGACAAGCCAGGCGGUGCAGUCCCCCCCGCCUCUUCCAUCAAGUUACAGGGAGUUCAUGGUGCAGUUACAGAAACUUCCAAGCGAGGGUUCCUUCCCACCUAACAGGGUCGCUCCAUCUGCAACCAUGCAACAGCGCAAUCAACCUGAUUCCAAUUCCUUCUUUCCUUUCUCCGAGUCGGAGGUUAACGUAUGCUCCUCUCUCGCCGCCACCAGGCAGCCGGCUUUUUUGAGUUCUCCAUCAACCUCUGGUACCCUCUCGAGUAGCUCUAAUUCGGGACGCACACACACAUUAAUCUGGAAGUAAACAAAGUGACCAGAUGGGAAGAGCAUGCAAUAGUUUGAGCGAACUGUCCUAGCAUCACUUCUAUGUAACAAUGCCUAACCAUUCACUCAAGAACCGUAUGGAUUUUAGGUAUUUUUCCCGAACUUUUUGUGACCUAUUUGAGUCAUUUAUUUUUUUACUUUGUAUCAUAUGCUUAUUCUGGAACAUGGAAUACCAUUUUAAGGUGUUCAAAAUUAAGAUUGAUUUAAUAUUUUUUAAUUGGAUUUAAUUAUAUAAGAUCGAGUUUUUUAGUGUAGAAUUUAGUCGUUUUCAUAGAUAUGGAGAACAUUGUUUAGUAUAGUCGACAACGACCCGUCCGUUGCGUGAUUUUAGGGCUCACAUGUACAUAAAAGCGGCGACUUGAAAAUCGACCAACGAUCGCUCUGUCUUUUUUUGACAAAGAGCAUUCCACAACAGAUUUUUGCCAUGCCUAUACAAAUAUAUUUUAUUCUAAUAAACAGAAAAUUAUUUCCA